UGCAGGGGAGUGAGUGCUUCGCCCAGCCGCCUGCGGGGUUAACUAGUGUGCGGCGACCGAAGUGGCGGCGGCGGCUACAACUACAACGCGAGCCCGGGCGGAGCGGAGGCCCGCGGAGCAGAGGAGCAUCCCGGCCUCCCGGUCCCCGGGCGGCGUGGCCCGCGGGUCAUGGCCAAAGGAGAGGGCGCCGAGAGCGGCUCCGCCGCGGGACUUCUGCCCACCGGCAUCCUCCAAGCCGGUGAACGCCCGGUCCAGGUGAAGAAGGAAACAAAGAAGAAAAAGCAGUUGUCCAUUUGCAACAAACUUUGCUAUGCAGUUGGAGGAGCCCCUUACCAGGUGACAGGAUGUGCCCUGGGGUUCUUCCUACAGAUCUACCUGUUGGAUGUAGCUCAGGUGGAUCCUUUCUCUGCUUCCAUCAUCCUAUUCGUGGGCCGAGCUUGGGAUGCCAUCACAGACCCCCUGGUGGGCUUCUGCAUUAGCAAAUCUCCCUGGACCCGCCUGGGCCGCCUCAUGCCCUGGAUCAUCUUCUCCACACCCGUGGCCAUCAUCGCCUACUUCCUCAUCUGGUUCGUGCCCGACUUCCACCAGGGCCAGACCCUGUGGUACUUGCUUUUCUACUGCCUCUUUGAAACGCUGGUCACGUGUUUCCACGUUCCCUACUCAGCUCUCACCAUGUUCAUCAGCACGGAGCAGAGUGAGCGUGAUUCUGCCACUGCCUAUCGGAUGACCGUGGAGGUAUUAGGUACAGUGCUGGGCACAGCAAUCCAGGGGCAGAUCGUGGGCCAAGCAGAUUCACCUUGUAUCCCAGAUGCCAAUGCUUCUACAGUCAAUCGCACACAGAGCUCCACCUCGAUCAAAGAAACGCAAAAUGCAUACCUGCUGGCGGCAGGAGUCAUUGCCUCUAUCUAUGUCAUCUGUGCUGUCAUCCUGACCCUGGGCGUGCGGGAACAGAGAGAAUCCUACGAGACUCAGCAGACCAAGCAGAUGCCCUUCUUUCGGGGCCUCCGGCUGGUCAUGAGCCAUGGGCCGUACAUCAAGCUUAUUGCCGGCUUCCUCUUCACCUCCUUGGCUUUCAUGCUGGUGGAGGGGAACUUCGCCUUGUUUUGUACCUACACCUUGGGCUUUCGGAACGAAUUCCAGAAUCUGCUCCUGGCAAUCAUGUUCUCAGCCACAGUCACCAUCCCCAUCUGGCAAUGGUUCCUAACCCGGUUUGGCAAAAAGACAGCUGUGUACGUUGGAAUCUCGUCAGCAGUGCCAUUUCUCAUUUUGGUGGCCCUCAUGGAGAGUAACCUGAUUGUCACAUACGUGGUGGCUGUGGCAGCCGGCAUCAGUGUAGCAGCUGCCUUCUUACUACCGUGGUCCAUGCUGCCCGACGUCAUUGAUGACUUCCACUUGAAGCAGCCCCACAUCCACGGGACCGAGCCCAUCUUCUUCUCCUUCUACGUCUUCUUCACCAAGUUUGCCUCUGGCGUCUCUCUGGGCAUCUCCACGCUCAGUCUGGACUUCACCGGGUACCAGACCCGUGGCUGCUCCCAGCCGGCACGUGUCAAGUUCACGCUGAAGAUGCUGGUGACCAUGGCUCCCAUAGUCCUCAUCCUCAUAGGCCUGCUGCUCUUCAAGCUCUACCCCAUUGACGAGGAGAAGAGGCGGCAGAACAAGAAGGCCCUGCAGGCUCUGAGGGAAGAGGCCAGCAGCUCGGGCUGCUCUGACACAGACUCUACAGAACUGGCCAGCAUCCUCUAGUGCCUACUGGAUGUCCCAAAGCUACUAUAUACAGGGCCUGGGUCACCAGGCCGAACAAAGACUCGAGGCCCGCUUGCCUGCUCCCUGCAUAGCUGGUCUCCAGAUGCCAGGAAGGGAGCUAAAGACUUCAUAGUAAGCAACCCAGGACACCUCCUGUGCCUAUCAUGGGGCGGGCAUCAGUCACCGGCCUCCCUGUGACCACCCUGGGGGCCAAGCCCCGGGACUGCUACUGUGAAUAUGCCAAGGACUGAUCGGGCCUAGCCUGGAACACUAAUGUAGAAACGUUGUAUACAGAGACUAAUUAAUAACUUAAUGACCAUGUACAUAGCAGUCUGUAUGUAUGUAUAUGUCUGUGAUCUAUUAAUGUUAUUAAUUUUCAUAAAAGCUGGAAAACUGA
Cervus elaphus (red deer) is the source of this 2140-nucleotide messenger RNA. RefSeq names its product major facilitator superfamily domain containing 2A (gene MFSD2A). The transcript is spliced from 14 exons. The coding region runs from base 169 to 1743 and encodes 524 amino acids. The record is from RefSeq and is a predicted model, not a curated record. NCBI's taxonomy places the organism in Eukaryota, Metazoa, Chordata, Mammalia, Artiodactyla, Cervidae. Gene Ontology annotation, biological process: carbohydrate transport. Gene Ontology annotation, cellular component: membrane. Gene Ontology annotation, molecular function: lysophospholipid:sodium symporter activity.